This is a messenger RNA of Cyprinodon variegatus (sheepshead minnow), 7286 nucleotides long. It is a transcript of the gene nectin1b, whose product is annotated as poliovirus receptor-related 1 (herpesvirus entry mediator C). The transcript is spliced from 6 exons. The record is from RefSeq and is a predicted model, not a curated record. Bases 901 to 2400 code for a protein of 499 amino acids. Lineage: Eukaryota; Metazoa; Chordata; Actinopteri; Cyprinodontiformes; Cyprinodontidae. Gene Ontology annotation, biological process: protein localization to cell junction; homophilic cell-cell adhesion; heterophilic cell-cell adhesion. Gene Ontology annotation, cellular component: adherens junction.
AACAAAGCGUCAGCAAUAGUCUGUAACACUUUGUGGUGGCAGAUCUGCAGGGCGCGAAGCGCGGCCAGCAAUGCUGUUUUCAUUUCCAAGUAUAAAAAACACCCGAUGAAGUGUGCGCAAAGAGACUGAAAUGUGCGCAAAGAGAUUGAAAUGUGCGCAAAGAGAUUGAAGUGCGCGCAAGGAGAUUUCCAGAGUCACUGCAACUUCAUUUGGCUGCAGCCUGUGCUGCUUUCUCUCCCUCUGCUGUCCUCAGUCUGCAGACCGGAGGAAUGUACAACUUGCCGAACUGAAAAUGCAAAAAGUGAGCCGUUAGGCAAAGUGUGAGUUUUGGAAGAAAAAUAACAGGAGUUACCUUCCUGAAGUUGGAAACUUCCCAACGCAGCAUCGAUCGAGGACCUCCCGCCCACUUUACCUCUGAUCCACAAUACAGGAAGGCGGAGAGAGAUAGAGAUAGAGGGAGGGAGAGAGAGAGAGAGAGAGUGGAGCAGCCGCAGCGGUGGAUGAAGCAACAAAGGCUGGAUGUUUAAACUGAAAGAGUCCCUCUGAACAGAACUCAGCUGCGCUUUCUCUCCUAUAUCUGACAUUUUCUCCACUGGAACUCUGCAUCAGCUUGGAUCUCAAUCCCGGGACCCAUUCAGAGCAAACUCUCCACAGCCCACCCAGCAGGGGAGGGGGGAAUCAUCGCAAACGUGAAAUUGAUGCUUUGGCACAUUCAGGCGCGCCGCCGAGAUCCUAGUUUAGCCAAAGUCUCUUGCAGCGCAGUGAGGAAGAGGUGCGUCGGUGCGCCGCCGAGGAAGGAUUUUCAGAAGUUGCAUGCGUGUUCUCUUUGUCGCCCUGAGUAAAACCAGUCCAGCCGCUCUCAGGUUAUCAGAAGAGACGCUCCGGGAUAGUUGAGGUGCCAUGGGGCUGUUCACGGGGAUGUUGGCGUUCCUGUUGGCGCUGCAGGUCCAAGCUGCAAAUGGACAGAGUGUACAGAUGGACUCCAGCAAGUCUGGCUUUGUUGGCUCACAAGUGGAGCUGCGCUGCAUUUUCGUCAAUAGUAACCCACCUGUGAAGAUCUCCCAGGUCACUUGGCAGAAGCUGGUCAACGUCACCAAGCAGAACGUUGCCAUCGCCAACCCGGCCCUGGGUGUGUCUGUCCUGCCGCCUUUCAAGGAGCGGGUGGCCUUUAAGCAGGCGGAGGUUCGCUAUCGCCCAUCACUGGAGGACACCACCAUCGUGUUCUCCAAUCUGCAGCUCUCUGACGAGGCAGCCUACAUCUGCGAGUAUACCACAUUUCCAGCAGGCAACAGGGAGAACAUGGUCAACCUGACUGUGUUUGCUCGGCCAACAACCCGUAUGACCCUGACGGCCCCGACAAUUGUGGCCAGGGGUCAAAAGCGCAAAAUGACCGUUGCCACCUGCGUUUCCGCCAACGGAAAGCCCCCAAGUGUCAUCAAGUGGGACACUAGGUUGAAGGGGGAACCCACCUUCCAGGAGACUCGCAACCCAAACGGCACGGUGACAGUGAGGAGCAACUAUGUGGUGGUCCCGAGCCGCGAGACCCACAAACAGAAGCUGACCUGCAUCGUAACCUACCAAAAAGAGCGGAUCACAGACAGCGUGGUGCUCAAUGUGCAAUAUGAACCCGAGGUGAAGAUCGAAGGGUUCGAUGGAAACUGGUACCUGAACCGUCCGAAUGUUCAGCUGACCUGCAGGGCUGAUGCUAACCCCCCAGUGACCAUCUACCAGUGGAAGCUGCUGAAUGGCUCGCUACCCAGGACUGUGGAGAUCAAAAACAACACCCUGUUCUUCAAGGAGCCUGUGAACUAUGAUCUUGCUGGAACCUAUGUGUGUGACGCCACCAACAGCAUCGGGACCCGCACUGGAAUCGUGGAUGUCAACAUCACAGACCUCCCUAUCAACCCACCUUACCAGGGCGAAGGCGUCUCACCGGAGCAGCACAAUACAGGUGCCAUCAUCGGGGGUGCUGUGGGGGGAGUGAUCCUAGUGGUCAUCGCGGCAAUACUCCUCUUCAUCUUCCUGCGCCGCCGGCAGCGCACCUUCAAGGGAGACUACAGCACCAAGAAGCAUGUAUUUGGAAACGGGUACAGCAAGGCGGGCGGCCUGCCUGCACACCCCCCCAUCACCAAGAACCUCCAGUUCCCUGAAGACUCGGAUGAUGAGAAGAAACCCGGCCAGAUUGGUAGCACCGGGGGUUUCGAGGCAAUCGGCGAUCGGAAUUUCGAUGCCGAAUCUGAGGACCUGAAGAGACCAUACUUCACUGUAGAUGAGGGGGAGAGCCGGGAUUAUGAGGAGCGGACUCUGGCCUUCCAGUAUGACCCAGAAUCUGAAAUAGCUGACGAUAUGGUCUCUCAAACCGACGGUUCUGUCAUUUCUAAGAAAGAGUGGUACGUGUAGUGGCAUGGCUGAUCAACCUAUUGUCCCUGACCUGCAUUCCACCUCAUCUGUUACCCCCUACCUUCACCCCCCCCACCCCACCCCCUCAUUGGUCCACCUUCACCUCCUGCAAUGGCAUUCCCACCUCACUUCCCCACUUAUCCCACAUCAGACUCCAUCCAACUUAUCACUGUUAGAAUAUCCAAGAGUCUAUUUAAAUUCCAAGAACAACUUCUCAACAUGACAGCAUUGGUAUCGCUUUCAUCACCGUAAUGGGCAAAGAAUACAAACUAAGGUAUGUAAAUAGACUCAGUGUGGCUAAAAGGCCAGAAAGGUGAUUGGUUAAUACUGUUGUAUUCUACUUUUAUGUGUAUUUUAUUUUUCAUGUUAUAAAUGUAUUAAAUGUAUAAAAAAACAAAAACAGGUUGAGGUUUUGCUGAGCACAUUUGUGAAAGUCCUACACUGGAUGUAUGUUUUUCAUUUGUUGUUGUUUUUUCUCCUUUUUCAUUAGCAAUUGCAAUUUUGUUAUUUUUAUAUUCUCUUUUUGUAUGAUCUGCCGAGAAACGAGAGUUAUGUGUCUGAUAUAUUUACAGGUGGAGUUCAAAGUUUUGAAAGUUUUUGGUCAACUGUUUCAGAAAACAAGAUAAAAAAAAAAAAUUAUCUAGCUGUACAGACUGUAUGAUUUAUAACUUUAGCACGUUAUUGUUGUUCUUCAAAGACGUCAAUUCUUUUCAAGUCCCAUCUUCAAAUAUAUUCACUUUAUUUUAUUUUUGUAGUAAAGGUUCGUCAACGGUCUGCUGAGCCAUACAAACCUUUUUUGGCAACAUAGUGACAAAGAAAGAUUUAAUAUUAUUGCUAAGAUUAAUUCAUGUAAAAUGAGUGCCCUUAUCAAUGAACUGUGUUAUUGUUGGAAGAGUUUGCAGGUGGCUUUUCACUUGUUGUAAUUCCAAUGUCCUGCAAAGGUAAUAGUGCUGCUUAAACUUUUUUCACAUAUUGUCACAUUACAAACACAAACCUCAAUGUAUUUAAUUAUUAUAUUGUGUAAUAUACCAAGAUAGAAUAAUGCAUAAUUGUAAAGGGAAAGUUGAACAAUAUUUUCAAACAUUUGUGCAAGUAGAAAUUUUAAAACUGUGAUAGAUAUUAAAACAUUUUUCUAUUUUACCCUAAAGUAAAAUCUAAGGCAAACCGGUUUAUAAAGACCGUAUUCAUCCAAAGUAAAAAGGUAACGGUCUCAUGGUAACUCAAGAGUUGAUCAGAGAUCUACUGCUCAACCAUAAAUAUAUACCCAACGGUAAAGUGGAACUCUUUGCAUCAAAGCAUAAUCAUGUCAAAUCUGCCAGGUCCUAAAUAUAAUCAUACAUUUUAUUACUAUUUAAAAACUUUUGCAACAAAAAAGGCAUAAAUCUCUCUCUAGAUUUUUAAAAGUAGUAGACAUACCUUAAAUAGUCUUCAUUGAACCACAUCUGCAAAACGUUAAGGUCAAGUGCAUGAGACACAUGCAGGUCUGAUAACUCCUUAAUUGGCUCACCUCAAAUUUCCACCAUUGAGGUGAGCGACCUUUUGUCCUACAGUAUAUUAAUCUCAGUGCUCCCCAACACUACCAAGCCUCUUGGAUUAGGGGUGAAAUGUUUUCUAAAAAACUAAACAUCCAGUUGCCUAGACUGAACUUUUCAAGCUUGACCAUGACCUGGAUAACUGAGAAUCUUCACUGAUAUCUCAAAGUGUAUCUUCCUUAAAUCAUGAAGUAGGCUGAGAGAUUCAAAUGUCUAAACUAUAGACAUUUAAGAAAACAGAAAAACAAACAAAUUCUAUUUGUAAGACCUAAGUAACUCAGAGGGUCAACUAUUUAAGUUUUUUUCUUAUGAUUUGUAACAUUUUACUUUUACUUUACAAUGCUGCCCCUCUCUAAGUUGGUUUUACCCUGUAUCAUUAUUUCAACAAAGUACAUUGAAUUUUGUGGUUUUUAUGAGACAAUAUGUGAAAUAGUUCAAAGGCAAUGAAUGCUUUUGCAAAGAAUAAUGUCCAAAAGACAUUCACUCAGUCUCACAGGAUCACUGAUAAUGUUUGGAAAUCUAGUGGUCUGUUGCUUGACUUUGAACACUUUGACUUGUGUAUUUGUUAAAAAAUCUUACCACUUUUUGAAAUGCCCUGGUGUUUUUAUGUUACUUUUCUAUGUGCCAGUUGAGCUGUCAUAAUUAUGUUUGGUUCUGACCUCUUCUUUUCAAUGGAUGUCAGCAAAAAGUGUCUGAGGAGUUUGCCUUUCCAGUUGUUACUGUUUAUCUGAGGAACUCGCUUACAUCAACCUCAUGUUCCACCAGGAGUUAUCCAUGGACUCAAGGACUUGAAUAAGCGGGCAGUCAUCAACUAAUGCUUUUAUUUACAUGAAUAGAGAAAAUAUUUUAAAAACUAAAGGGGUCUGAAAAUAUUAUCAUGGACGUGCUACAAAGUAAGAAAGCAGUAUGGGACCCUAACUACUGCUUUUAUGUUAUUUCGUAUUGAAUUUCAGCUAUUUUGGGGUGAUAUUACAGUGAGGAGUUGUUUUAUUUCUGAUUUCUUUCCCUGUUGUCAGGAUCUUUUCUGCAUAUGGGGAUGCAUUGACUCUGUUUCCAAGCAUUCUACAAUAUAUAUAUGUUAUCUGUUUUUAAAAUUGAUGUUAGCAACUGCCAGUGGAUUCUAGUAGAGCAGAAAUACUAUUUUAUUUCUCCUCAGCUCUGAUGUCCAUUACACAAUCAUCAAAAUGUAUUUGCUUCAAACAAGAAUGAAAAACAACCUCAAUGUGAAAAAUCAGAGAUAAGAGAAGCAUUGCAGUAAUUUUGUGGAUGUAAACAUAUCUGACUGGCUCUGAGCACUAUAAAUACUGUAUUAAGCCUUAUUUUAUGCAUGUUUUGUGUGUGGGAGUGGAUGUGCAUUUGUUGGGUUUUUGUUUUAGUCAAUGCCAGUGUGUUUUUGUCCUCAUUUGCAGCUUAAAAAGGCAACAAUAUCCUUCGAUUUUUAAUGUUGUCGGUAUUGGCAGAGCUACGAGUUCAUUGGUACGCUUGUACCCAACAAUAACAUUGCAGUUCAUACAAAAAUAACUAUAUGAAUAUAUGUUACAAUGAUAAAGAAGACAAAAAACAUCUUGUUUGACAAGUUCUUGCAGAUCUGGAUGUUUAAAAGUCCAUGCUUGUCUAAUGUAUGCUUUUAGAUGAGCAUGUUAUUCAUAAGUCUCAAUCUAUAUUGUAUGAUAUACAUAAACAAGCAUUGAACUGUGAGGAAUAUCUUGUUCUUAUUAGAGGUCAGUUUCCUUCUGUUCCAUUUUUUUCUGCUCUAAUUCCUAUUUCAAUGGCCUUAAUUCUGUUUUACACAGACAGUACAUGGCUCAAAAUAAACUAAGCAAUGGUAGCCAGUUUCUCCUGUUACUGUGGACAUAAGAACACUUUUGUUUUCUUGCCCAGGCAGGGGAAACGCUUUCUUGUAAGUCUCAAAUAGUUUGAACCACAGCAUUUUCAGAGAACAAAGCACGAUUUUUUUUGUUUUUGUUCUUUUAUUCAGUGCCUAUCAAAUGAAGGGGGUGGUAGGUAGUCACAGCAACCACUUCCUGUUUAUUUAAGCUCUUCAUUCCCCAAAUGAAUAAAAUAAGUUCAGCAGUUCUUAUAAAGUAUUCAUACUUUUGUUUAUACAUCAGAAACAAACCUCAGUGUGCUUUAUUGGGUUAUUGUGUAAUAGACCAAAAAAGGUAAAGCAGAAAAGGAAAAAAGAAUGAAAGGGAUACAUCCUUUGACAAGAAAAUGUUAGAAAGAAGGACGAAAUGAACAUUCAAACCCCUUUAACAAUGAGACCCCUAAAGAAAUAAAAAGAUAUUGCAACCAGUUGCCUACAAACGAUCCCCAAUUUGUUAAUUUAACAUUUCUCUCCACUCUACAGUCUUGCAAUAUUCAGGAGUUUUGCAAGAUCUCUGUUAGAUAUUGUCAAGUCCUGAAGGUCUUAAGUCUGUUUCACUCAGAUCUAGGUCCUGAAAAUGUCCAGAUUUCCUACUUAAGUUUUCCAGUACAUCCGUUAAAAUUUAGUUGAGUUUUUUCAGCGAGUGGGCAUUUAUUUUGGUCUAUGAAAUAAAAUCUCUAUAAAAUAUAAAAUUACAAAUUGUGAAAAAGUUAUAAGGAAGCAUACAUUUUUUAAGUGCCAGAACGCAGACUUCAAAUCUCUUGUACUAUAUUUCACACAAAUGAUCAAAUAUGUGCAGUGCAAUUUAGUUAGUCUUAAUUCCAGCACUUUACUCACACUGCAUCUAUACUUGAUCACUAAAUUCUAUUUAAAGCUAAAGCUGUAAUUUUUAGCAACUUUUUAAACAUUUCUGUCAAUAUUGAAUAUUUUAAGUCCUGAAAGGAUCUAAAUUCUGCAGGCUUAACAACAGGUUGUUCUAAACUUUUAAGCACAACUGCAACUCAGAUACCGUAAAAAGAAAUAUGAUUGCAUGUCUAAAUUAAUCCUAACAUCGCCAUUUGAAAGCACAAAUAUAUGCUUUUUAUUGGACAUUUUAUCUGCUUCUGUUAUGAAAUCACUGCCACAACUGCUUCUUAGAUAUGUGACAAAACGUUUUGGGGGGUUUAACUGUAUAUUGCUUGAUAUUAACAUUCAUAUUACUAAGGUUCUCUGACUGUCUAUUUUGCAGUAGUGUCAAUAUAUUCAUUCCAUCCUAAUCUGUUUUCUAUUCAAUAUGUUUCCCAUUCCACUGUAAAUUUUGUACAUAAGGUUGAGAUUAUAGUCUGGGUUUAUUAGGGAGCCUGUCAUGUAAAAUAAACCCUAUUUGUCUGCAAACAUGGAGACUCAGUGAUGGAUAGAUGAUGUUGGUGCAUAGCUUUUCCCCAAAGUCUCAACUAAAACUGCUCCUCUAGUACCUUUUUAACAUGCCAAUAGUGACUUCACUGUCA